Messenger RNA from Heterobasidion irregulare TC 32-1, 1536 nucleotides. It is a transcript of the gene cyp58, whose product is annotated as cytochrome P450 monooxygenase 58. Gene Ontology annotation, molecular function: oxidoreductase activity, acting on paired donors, with incorporation or reduction of molecular oxygen; heme binding; monooxygenase activity. The transcript has 12 exons. The coding region runs from base 1 to 1536 and encodes 511 amino acids. The record is from RefSeq and is a predicted model, not a curated record. Lineage: Eukaryota; Fungi; Basidiomycota; Agaricomycetes; Russulales; Bondarzewiaceae.
AUGUCUUUCGUGGUAGCCAACGUGGCUUCUGCUAGUCUAUGUCUCAUCUGCGUAUACAUCUUGACUUGGCGAUUUCGGCGACUACGUCUGUCUCUACCUCCAGGUCCGAGACCUUUGCCAUUUAUUGGAAAUCUGCUUGAUUUACCGCGCAAGCAUGAAUGGAAGACGUUCACUCGCUGGGGGGGAAUUUAUGGCGAUGUUGUCUAUCUCACGAUAUUUGGAACGUCUAUGCUUGUCGUCAGCUCCGUUGAACCAGCAGUAGAUCUCAUGGACAAACGAUCGGCCAUAUACUCAGAUCGGCCUCGUUUCCCGCUCGUUGAUCUAAUCGGACAAGAUUGGAAUCUCGGGUUCAUGAACUAUGGAAAACCAUGGCAGAAGCAAAAGCAGGCCAUGAUGUCCAAGUUCAGCAAGACUGCGAUAACUGCUUACCGGCCGGCGCAACAUCGAGCUCUUCGUAUCCUCCUAAAAAACCUGUUGGAUAAUCCAGAUAAUUUUACGGAACACUUACGACUCUAUUCUGGUCAGCUCAUAAUUGAUGUAACAUAUGGGAUCCCAAUUUCGUCUCGAGACCACGAACUGAUCAAGACAGCUGAGGCAGUUAUGCACAGCAUCAGUGUCGCACUGUCCCCAGUCUUUUCGGUGUUCAAUCUUACUCAUCUUUUGCAAGUUCUACCCCACUGGUUAGGCGGUGGACGGUUUUCGAACCUUGUACAGAAGUGGCAGUCUGAUGCUCGAGCGCUUCAUGAGAUUCCCUUCGAUAUGGUCAAGGCGUCUAUGGAUUCUGGAACUGCAAGACCCUCGUAUGCAUCGUCGCUUCUUGAGAAUUUGAAGCCACAGGAUAGCUCGGAUGAGGAGAGUGUGGUUCGUGAUACUUCGGCGGUCGCUUACGGAGCGGGGGCUGACACUUCUCUUGCCGCGGUGUCCGUUUUCUUCCUGGUGAUGCUUCAGAAUCCCAGGGUGCAGAAGAUGGCGCAAGAUGAGCUCGACCGCAUCAUAGGGUCGUCCCGACUUCCCGAUCACGGGGACCAGCCUGAGCUUCCGUACAUCACUGCAGUUAUGAAAGAGACUCUGCGAUGGCACGCUGCAACACCACUAGGUAUAGCACAUAUGCUGACAACGGAUGACGAGUACAGAGGAUGGCAUCUGCCUGCUGGUUCUCUGAUUGUCCCAAAUGUAUGGGGAAUGCUGCGGGAUCCGAAGACAUACGACAGCCCUGCCGAGUUUCGACCAGAACGUUUCCUCCGGAAUGGCAAGCUCGAUUGUCCAGUUGACAAAGAUCCUGCGAGGAUUCUCUUCGGAUUUGGCAGGCGCGUCUGUGUGGGCAGGCACUUCGUGCAAGAUGCGAUGUUCCUCCUCAUCGCCCAGGUUCUCUCUGUUUUCACGAUCUCGACAAUCGACGGCGGUUCUCCCUCGAAGGUGGAUAUGACUUCGGGUGGUGUUUCGAUGCCGAUGCUUUACAAGUGUUUGAUUCGACCACGUUCUGAGAUCGCGAAGAGGGUACUCGAGGAUGAUAUCCUGAGCGCAGACGAUGUCUGA